CGGCACCAGCACUACCACUAAAGAUCAGAUUCUCACUUUUUCCGAUGGAAAUACAACCUAUCUCAUGACCAAUUGGGGAUAUUUGCAUUACACCAUUGUUUCUGUGGGGACGCCUAGUAUCUCAUUUUUUGUGGCACUCGACACCGGAAGUGAUCUAUUUUGGUUGCCCUGCAAUUGCUACACGGCCUGCACCAGUACCUCGCAGUCUACUAAUUAUGGAGUUGUUGUAAAUCUAAACUAUUACAGUCCUAAUGCAUCAUCGACGAGCAAAAAUGUUCCCUGUAACAGCAAUAUGUGUGAACAACAAGGCCAAUGCCUUGAUCCAAACUCAUGUCCCUAUCAAUUAAUCUAUGUUGAUCAAAGUUCAACUUCUGGGUAUCUGGUUGAGGAUGUUCUUCAUUUGAAAACAGAUAAUACUCAUCAAGAAGUUGUUGAUGCACACAUCACAUUUGGCUGCAGUCAGACUCAGACUGGUGGUUUUUUAUUUGGUGGUCCAACUGAUGGUUUAUUUGGACUUGGAUUAGAUAAAUUAUCUGUCCCUAGCAUUUUAUCAAGUGCAGGUCUUACUGCAAAUUCUUUCUCUAUGUGUUUUGGAUCUGAUGGGAUUGGAAGAAUCAACUUUGGUGACAAAGGUAGCCCUGACCAAGGGGAAACUCCAUUCAUUCCUAAUCAAUUGAACCCAACAUAUAUUGUCAGUGUGACUCAAAUAACUGUGGGGAGAAAUCUCAUGAAUAUUAGUUUUACUGCAAUUUUUGACAGUGGUACCUCAGCCACAUACUUGAAUGAUCCAGCCUAUACGCAUCUUACUAAAAGUUUUAAUGCACAGGUCCAAGACAAACUUCUUCCAUAUGAUCCCAACAAUGGUUUUGAAUAUUGUUAUGAUACAAGUUCGACUUCUUCAUACUCAACGAUACCCACAUUGAGUCUAACCAUGGGCAGUGGCAGCCAGUUUCUUGUUUCUAAUCCCAUCUUUGGGGUAAUGAGAUAUUGUUUCUACUCUCUUCUCCUGUUUGAUCCGACAUCAUCUUAUUGCUUGGGUAUCUUCAAGAAUACUGGGUCUAAUGACUUGAAUACAAUUGGACAGAACUUCAUGUCUAAUUACCUUAUUGUAUUUGAUCGUGAAAGAUCAGUUUUGGGGUGGAAAGAAUCUGACUGUUAUGGUUCCAAGGUUUCCAGUACUACAAAAACCCAACCCAGUUCUACCGCAACACCUCCUUCUGCCACCCCCAGCAGCUCUACAGCAACACCUCCUCCUGCCACUCCCAGCAGCUCUACAACCAUUCCUCCUGCCACCCCCACCACUACUGUAGUACCGGGUAAUGUCUCUCCGGCAACUACAACGACCAGUGGAGGUUACGUCUUUUCUUCGGGGGCACCCACAGCUUCAGUUCAAUGGUCCCAAUGUUGGAUCCCUAUCAAUUACCGUUUCUUGAUACUUUUUCUUGUAUUUUUCACCAUUAUAUGA
Telopea speciosissima is the source of this 1465-nucleotide messenger RNA. RefSeq names its product aspartyl protease family protein 1-like. Bases 65 to 1465 code for a protein of 466 amino acids. The record is from RefSeq and is a predicted model, not a curated record. The transcript is spliced from 10 exons. Gene Ontology annotation, molecular function: aspartic-type endopeptidase activity. Gene Ontology annotation, biological process: proteolysis. NCBI's taxonomy places the organism in Eukaryota, Viridiplantae, Streptophyta, Magnoliopsida, Proteales, Proteaceae.